This is a messenger RNA of Suncus etruscus (white-toothed pygmy shrew), 1250 nucleotides long. RefSeq names its product neuronal vesicle trafficking associated 1 (gene NSG1). The coding region runs from base 35 to 592 and encodes 185 amino acids. Gene Ontology annotation, biological process: G protein-coupled dopamine receptor signaling pathway; endosomal transport; clathrin coat assembly. The record is from RefSeq and is a predicted model, not a curated record. Lineage: Eukaryota; Metazoa; Chordata; Mammalia; Eulipotyphla; Soricidae. Gene Ontology annotation, cellular component: endosome; membrane. Gene Ontology annotation, molecular function: clathrin light chain binding. The transcript is spliced from 4 exons.
GCGCCCACCCCUGCAGGCUCCGGGCACCGGCACCAUGGUGAAGCUGGGCAGCGGCCUGGCCGAGAAGGGCGCCAAGCAGCCGCUGCUGGAGGACGGCUUCGACACCAUCCCGCUCAUGACGCCCCUGGACGUCAACCAGCUGCAGCUCCCGGGCCCCGAGAAGGUGAUGGUGAAGACCAAGACCGAAUACGAGCCGGAGCGCAAGAAGGGCAAAGCGCGGCCCCCCAAAAUCGCAGAGUUCACGGUCAGCAUCAGCCAGGGUGUCACUGAGAGGUUCAAGGUGUCGGUGCUAGUCCUCUUCGCUCUGGCCUUCCUCACCUGCGUCGUCUUCCUCGUGGUCUACAAGGUGUACAAGUACGACCGCGCCUGCCCUGACGGCUUCAUCCUCAAGAACACGCAGUGCAUCCCCGAGGGCCUGGAGAGCUACUACGCAGAGCAGGACUCGAGCGCUCGCGAGAAGUUCUACGCCGUCAUCAACCACUACAACCUGGCCAAGCAGAGUGUGGCGCGCGCCGUGUCACCUUGGAUGUCGGUUCUGUCUGAAGAGAAGCUGUCGGAGCAGGAGACGGAGGCCUCAGAGAAGGCGGCCUAGCACGCGCCGGGUCCCGUCCCCUCCUGUAGGUCUCCUCUGGCCCUUUAGAAACGCGUCUCAUCCACCCAUUGCUUCUGUCGCCCAACUCCGCUUUGCAAACGGCCCAGCUGCUUCCGGCUGCCCGGGCGCGUCGGCGGGCCCGGAGCAUGGCCCCUCUCGGGCUGGGCCGGCCACCUGCACUGAGCUCGAUGUUCCAGGGAGUUGGGGGGUCACUGCCUAGGCUCUGGGGACCUGAGUGCAGAGCUCCCAUCUUGGAGUCCUGCACCUGCGGCUCCGGCUGCUUGUGGAGCUGCUAGGUCUCGCCCUAGACCCUGGGACAGUGUCCCUGAUGUGUGCAGGUAUCGGCCGCCACCGACAUGUCACCCAAUCCCUGUGAUGUCCUGGGGUGUCCAUGAGGUGAGGGCCCCUGCACAGGCCCCUCCCCUGUGUGUAGUUUGCUUGCUUGGAGGGAAGGAAGGGAGGGAGGGGGGGUCCCCCUGUUCUUAGCAGGUUGGUUUUGGAGUCCUGCUUGGGGGCGGCAGGUGACGGGCAGAGGGGCCCAGUGCCGGCGGUGAACUGGAGGCGCUGCAUCUCUUCAUGUCAUUUGAAUGUGUUGUUCUGGGGGUCGGUCCGGUCUCACUGUUUCCAGUAGAUGAAAAUAAAUGAAAGGCUUGUGGGA